Messenger RNA from Naegleria fowleri, 255 nucleotides. RefSeq lists its product as uncharacterized. The record is from RefSeq and is a predicted model, not a curated record. The coding region runs from base 1 to 255 and encodes 84 amino acids. NCBI's taxonomy places the organism in Eukaryota, Heterolobosea, Eutetramitea, Acrasida, Naegleriidae. The transcript has 2 exons.
AUGUUCAAACGAAAUAUGGGAGCAAAGGCACCACAAAAAGAACAACAACCUGCAGCUCAGACAACCUUGAGUGUCAUGGAAGGAUUUUUGUGUCGAUUUUUGGAAGGUUGUGUGAGAGGAAUUUGUGAUGUUUUUAUUGAAACAAUUUCUCAUCCGGUUUUGGCUGGCUUGUUGCGAUAUAUCAAAAUUAUUGGACCAGUUUAUGUACCAAAGAUUUAUGCUCACUACCGACAUCCUCAACCAACAAAUCAAUAA